This is a messenger RNA of Tetrahymena thermophila SB210, 630 nucleotides long. Its product is annotated as small guanosine triphosphatase family (GTPase)-like Ras family protein. The record is from RefSeq and is a predicted model, not a curated record. Gene Ontology annotation, molecular function: GTPase activity; GTP binding. The transcript has 6 exons. NCBI's taxonomy places the organism in Eukaryota, Ciliophora, Oligohymenophorea, Hymenostomatida, Tetrahymenidae.
AUGAGCACAAAUAAAAGAAAGCAACUCUACAAGAUUAUCAUCUUAGGUGAUUCUGGUGUAGGAAAGACUUCUCUUAUGAACCAGUACGUCAACUAGCGUUUUACUCAACAAUAUAGAGCUACAGUUGGUGCUGAUUUCAUGGCUAAGGAAGUCACUAUUGAUGAUCGUAUGGUUACAUUACAAAUUUGGGAUACCGCUGGUCAAGAACGUUUCUAAUCCCUCGGUGGUGCUUUCUAUAGAGGUGCUGACUGCUGUGUUUUGGUCUAUGAUAUUACAAAUAAGAAGACCUUUGAAAACUUAGAAAGUUGGAAAGAAGAAUUUAAGCAACAAGGUUGCCCUAAAGAUCCUGACACUUUCCCAUUUGUUGUUAUUGGAAAUAAAAGCGAUAAAGCAUCAGAAAGAAAAGUUGAAACUGAGUUUGCUCAAUAAUGGUGCAAAUCUAAUGGAGACAUUAAGCACUUCGAAACAUCUGCCAAGGAUGAUACUAAUGUUAAUGCUGCUUUUAUGGCUAUUGCUAAGGCUGCCUCCUCUUAAUUCUAAGAAGAUGCCAUCUUCUUCCCACCAAAGCCUGUUGUUUUGUAAACUGAUAAGGCCAAAAAGAAAGAAAAAAAGGAUGACUGCCCUUGUUGA